Messenger RNA from Anneissia japonica, 2619 nucleotides. RefSeq names its product E3 ubiquitin-protein ligase RAD18-like. The transcript is spliced from 13 exons. Gene Ontology annotation, biological process: DNA damage tolerance; protein monoubiquitination. Bases 71 to 2020 code for a protein of 649 amino acids. NCBI's taxonomy places the organism in Eukaryota, Metazoa, Echinodermata, Crinoidea, Comatulida, Comatulidae. Gene Ontology annotation, molecular function: single-stranded DNA binding; ubiquitin protein ligase activity. The record is from RefSeq and is a predicted model, not a curated record. Gene Ontology annotation, cellular component: Rad6-Rad18 complex; nucleus.
CACAUCUUUCAUCCACCGCCAAGUUUGAGGUUUGGGUUGAUUACUAAAAAUAUUUUGACAAGAAUCGUUAAUGGAGAAUUCGACGGUUAAUGAUCCAUCGGAUUGGCCAUCCACUAUGACAGAACUUAGGACAAUUGAUAACCUUCUUCGCUGUCCUAUUUGUUACGAAUUCCUGAAAACUGCAAUGAUGAUUCCAGAAUGUUCUCACAAUUUUUGUUCUCUAUGUAUACGUACUUACAUGGCAUACAAGAACCAGUGCCCAACCUGUAGUAUAUCAUUCUUGGAGACAAAUCUAAAGAACAACAGAGUUCUAGAUGAUGUUGUGAAGAACUUCCGUAUUGUUCGACCUCACAUAUUACAAUUGUGUAAAAAUAGUGAAAAUCAGAAGUCUGUGGGGAUGACGACUACAACAUCGACAGGCAGUGGUAGUGUUUGCUACAGAUCAUCAUCUGCAAUUUCCAAAUCAGAGCAGAUUCAGAGUUCAAAGGCAUCAUUAGCAACAGACUCUCACUCGAAGAAUAAGUCCACAAAAGUUUCCCUCUCCAAACGUUCACCUUCUGCAUCAAAAAGCUCUUCGGACAUCGAUGAUCCUGAUUUUGAACCUUGUAGUAAGAGUCCUCGAAUCCGUUCUAACCAGACCCCCAAGAGGAGAAAUCUACGAGCUCAUUUCAAGCCCUCAGCCUCAUCUACUGAAGAAGAUGAGGAGGAUGAGGUUGUAUGUCCCACUCCCGUCGUGUCAAGACAACAGCAAGUUGGAGAUGGGGAUCCUCCUAUUUUAUUAAUACCUUCACCGCCCUCAACGUUCAACAAUAAUCCAACUAGAGCAUCUUGCCCUAUUUGUGGUGUUAGUGUUCUUGAACGAUUCAUAAACACACAUCUUGAUAAAUGUCUGGCCAGCCAAGAGAAAAAGGAUGCACUAAGAACAAAACGGCGCCCUCUGUUAAAGUUUGUUUGCAACCUGAUGUCAGACAAAGACCUGCGGAAAAAACUAAAAGAAUACAAUGUGUCACACCAAGGAACAAGACAAGUUUUAAUUAAGCGUCUAAAAGAUUUUUCGUUACUGUACAAUUCAUACUGUGACAGUGACAAUCCUAAGUCAGUGGAAGCAAUUUCAAAGGAAUUUGAGAACAUUGAGAAGAUAAAAAUGAAACAUUCAAGUGACACAGUCAAAGAUAGGCUUGUUGUUGAAAAAGGGAAAACUGAUGAAGAGUUUGACGAAUCAAGGAAGAAGUACUUGGUAUCCCAUAAAAGUCAGUUUCAGAAAAUGAUCGAGGAAACAAGGAAACGACAACUUGAAAUGAAGUCUAAAGCCAGUAAAUCAAAAGCGCCCUCUACGGACAGCACAUCUGCAUCUUCAUCUAUUGGGUCCCUGAAAGAAGGAGAAAAUCAACAGACAGAAGGUCAAGACAAGUUAGUAAGAACUCAGGACUUAUCUCAAACUUUAAGCUCAAGCAGUCAAGACACGUCUCAGACUUUAGGGUCAGAAUUAUCAAGAACUCAAGACUCGUCUCAGACCUUGAGCUCAAGUACUGAAGACACAUCUCAGAGUUUAAGCUCAAGCACACCAGAUUCAUCUCAUAUAUUAAGGACAGAAUUAGUAGAGACUCAAGAUUCAUCUCAAAUGGUAAGGUCGGACUUUGUGCGGAGUUGGCCUGUAAGUGAUCCUCAAGCUUCAGACAGAGGUAUAGUCUUCCCAAAACUGAAUGUUUCACCAUCAACAGAAAAUGCUAGGAAUUAUUUAGGAACUUUAAAAGAUGUGCAUGAGGCUGACCGUAAAGUGUUGCUAUGGGAGUCACUUAGUGAUGUUUCACAAAACGAAACUGAUGCAGCCCAAAGUAAAACACAACUCGAUUCCAUGCCAAGCACACCACAGGGAGAAUACUAUGUACCUGAGAGCCCUGUCUUCCAAGCAAAAGUCUCACGACGGUCUGGAAUUAAGCGAAAAGAUGUUAAUGAAAACCCAAGAGAGGAUAUGGAAAACAUCCGAAGAAGCAAGCGAAAUAAACAAGACACUCAAUAGCCAUGUGCUGUAAUCUAUGACAACUAUAUAAUCUAUAGUUUAUAUAAUCUUUCAUAUAAUUUUACAGUAAUUAUAAUAUCAUUUUAUAACUAUAUCACAAGAAUGAUAAUAAAUAUCAUUCUACAGAUAUUUUAAUUCUCCCAAUAGAACAGUUAUAUAUUGUAGUCUAUGGCAACGUAAGCAAUCUGUAGAAAUUCUGUCUACAGAGAAUAAAAUAAUUGAUAAUGCUAUCACACUACUUGCCAUUUCAAGAGGAAUGAAUUGAAUUAUGUAUCUGUCAACGACUGUGUAUUGUGACGUUUGAACAUCCAUAGAUUAAUUGUGGGAUGACAUUUAGGCAGAUUAUAUCAGCAUUCAAAACAUUGAGAUAUUUUCUGCUGUGCCCUACAUUGUGUGCUCUACAUCCAGCCCCCGCACUUAACAAUAACGUCUUUGGUUUUACCGCAUCCAUUUAUUACCGAUUCUUGGAGUCAUGUGGUUAUAAUAUGUAUUGAUGCAUGAUGAUCAGAUUAUCCAAAUUAUUUGCUUUAAAAAAAACAUAAAUAUUAUAUAAUAAUGCAUGUGUUGAAAUAAAUACCUAUUAUCCAAAUAUAAUAAUU